AGAGAUGCCAUGGCCUUAUGAAGAUGAUGAUGAGGUGAGUGUGAAGCAAGUGGUGGAGAAUCAAACACCGAUGGGCUGUAACUGUGACUGUCAGGAGCCACGACCCACAGGAACUCCAGCCACCUGGACCUCCAUCAGCACCACGCCAUCCACACACAGCCCCUAUCUGGACUGCAUGCCGGAGUGUCCCUACCACAAGCCGCUGGGGUUCGAGUCCGGGUCAGUGAUGGCGGAGCAGCUUACCUGUUCAAACCAGGACCAGUAUGUGGGCUGGUUCUCUUCAUGGACCCCAAAUAAAGCCAGACUGAACAGUCAAGGGUUUGGCUGUGCUUGGCUAUCCAAGUUCCAGGACACGAAUCAGUGGCUUCAGAUCGACCUCCAGGAGGUGCGGGUGGUCUCGGGUAUCCUAGCUCAGGGCCGCUGUGAUGCUGACGAAUGGACAACGAAAUACAGCCUGCAGUACCGAACCCAAGAAAACCUCAACUGGAUCUAUUACAAAGACCAGACCGGGAAUAACAGGGUGUUUUAUGGAAAUACGGACCGAUCCUCCACGGUCCAGAACCUGCUGCGUCCGCCCAUCGUGGCGCGGUAUCUGCGGAUCCUGCCUCUGGGCUGGCACACACGCAUCGCCCUCCGCCUGGAGCUGCUCAUGUGCAUGAACAAAUGCAUCACGGGUUAAGAACUACUACAGUAAUACAUACUCAGAUCAGUAGGUAACAUGCAAUUUGGAAUUAUACCACACAACUGUAUCUUCUGUGUGUACGAAAUAAAACAAAUAACCAUUUUUGGUCUAAAACAAGAGGACUGCUUUAUUAUCAAUGACUUGCUGAUCUUUGCGAAGUUCAC
This is a messenger RNA of Carassius carassius (crucian carp), 846 nucleotides long. RefSeq names its product retinoschisin-like. The transcript is spliced from 4 exons. The record is from RefSeq and is a predicted model, not a curated record. Lineage: Eukaryota; Metazoa; Chordata; Actinopteri; Cypriniformes; Cyprinidae. Bases 5 to 679 code for a protein of 224 amino acids.